CAAUUGUUAAAGCAGGUAUUUUCAAUCCCGAUGUUCUGCGCCGCCGCUAAAGAAUCUCGAAUUGCGUCAGAUUCUGUGGCAAAACGCUUGAGCACAACUUUACGCCCAAUGACUCACUGAUUCACACGAGCCUGUGUGCCUGUCCGCAUUGUCCCUUCGCUACUCCCCCUCCCCGGACCCGGGAGCUAGAAUCGUUUGUCGCCGAAGGUCGUAAUCUGCGGGUAGUGGUGAAACUGGAUUUCUUUCCCACUUUGUCUCUCCUACUUGCAUGCAAACGAAUGUUUUACGGGUUCCUACGCACCCUGGAUAUCUUUCAGAAGUCUGACUGACAUCCCAGACAAGUUGUGUCGUGCCCUGUCAGACCAAUUUCAAAUGUACCACCCUCAGGCUAUUUUUUUUUCCACAGCUUCCUUCUUGUAACAUUACUUUUUUUUUUUUAAUUUAUGAAAGGGUAAUAUUUUUCGCUUUAUUUUUUAUUUUGGGAGGCAAACAGUUCACAAGUGUUUUAUGAGUACUCGUUCCCGACUCCAGGGACCAUAUCAAUUUUCGCCAAAUGUAUUCAUGAAAUGUUUUAGGGAUUCUGAAAACGGCUUCUUUGAGUUUUGCCAGAUGACAGCUUUAAAUCUCCUGGUUGUCCAUAUAUGGUCUACAGGUUGUAGCUUUUUCAUCAGCGCUCUUGUGCCAAGAGUCCUGCUUUCAAGCAAAGAGGAAAGUAGCAUCAUGAUAUACAGUACAAGGGGUUCCUCUGUUUUGGACAUUUGAAGUGGUUACAAAGUGCCACAAAAUGAACUUGUUUUUGUGCAGCGCAAGAAACUCAGUAACUGUAAAAAAAAAUUCAUUGGCUUGUUUGAUAUUUAUGACCUAGAUGUGUUUUUAAACAAGUAUUUACUGUCAUUAUGACAUUUUGAGGUUACAGUGCUGAGCAAUAAAAUAGCGAAUGUUUUUCAUUUCACUGUUUUCAAUCCAAACAUGAUGUCAAAUUCGACUUGCAAAGGGACUCUUGAGCAACCUGCUUAGUAUUCAGCAUGUCUGGAUGCCUUUCUUGGGCAAGGACUGGAGGUCGCCAGGAUGGAGGUGGACCAAGACGGAACACGGCUGGAAGAGGAUCAUCUUCUAUGGACACGACAUGGACGACAUCCACAGAGAAAUCGAAUUCACCUGUGACGACAAAGAAAAUCUGUUCGUGGAAAACAUUUGUGAACUUGCCCGUGUGAAAAUGAGAAAGGACUUCUACAACCACAAUACCAAAUCUCAGUUUGUUUUCAGGGAUAAAUGGAUCUACGUGCAGAAAGGCAGCACGAAGGAGCGUCAUGGAUAUUGCACUCUCGGCGAAGCGUUGAACCGCCUCGAUUUUUCCAGUGCCAUCCACGAUUUGAGGAGAUUCAACUACGUGGCAAAACUUUUCCAGCUAAUAGCCAGAUCCCAGCUGACGUCCUUGAGCGGAGCAGCCCAGAAAAAUUAUUUCAACAUUCUAGAGAAGAUUGUGCGAAAGGUGGUAGAGGACCACUACAAUCCACGGCUGGUCAAGGAGCUCCUGCAGGAUCUGAGCGCGACGCUUCACAGUCUGACCCUACACGUAGGUCGAUGCGUGCUUGUGGGCAACGUCAACGUCUGGCUUUGUCGACUGGAGAAUAUUCUCAAGUGGCAGCAGCAGCUCAACGACCUGCAGAUCCCCAAGCAAAUACGCUCCGGCAUGUCGUUCAGCGACCUGCCGCUCUACAUGCAGAACAAGAUCCUUUACAACCUCUCUGACGCCUGUGACAUCAUCAACUUGGGACAGGCCACGCCCACGCUGCACGUCCUCAGCGAGAACCGGACACUGUGGAAGCGGCUGUGCCAUUUCCACUUCUCUGAUAAGCAGCACUCUUCUAGGAAUUUGGUCCUCCCCAAGAGCGACAGCGUUGACUGGAAGCUGAUGUACUUCACCCUGCAGAAGCGUUACCCCAUGAAGGAGCAGUAUGGCGACACGUUGCAUUUCUGCAAGCACUGUAGCAUCCUCUUCUGGAAGGAUCGCCACCUGGCCUUGUUGUUCAAGGACUGCGGCCACCCGUGCACUGCCAAUGACCCGGAACGCUGCCUUGUGCCCAUCUCUCCGCAACAUUUCAUCGACCUCUUCCAGUUCUAGAUGCUUCCUUUCCUUCCCUAGUGUCCAAACCUAACUCAAAAUUAUACCACUUUGGAGAUGUCAUAUGAUAUGAAACGAUGUGCACGGUGAGAUUUGAUUCGUCCAGCCUCUGUGCAGGUGAUUGGGUUCACCUCCAUUGAUUCAAAACAGAAAAGAAUCUCUAGUGACCUCUACCGUUCACAGUUGACCAUUAUUUUUCACGAGGUCACAAAAGAUUUAAUAAAACUACAACUUAGACGAGUUUUCAUGGCUAAAUGAGUGAAGAAAAUGCCCCCCUCCACCACCACCACCACCCUCCCCAGGAAAAAAAAAAUCAUGUGAGUGUGUUGGGUUCACGUUUCCAAGAGAAACAACAAGUUUGCAUUGGGUCGGCUUAUUUUAUUUCUUUAAAUGACUUUUUUUUUUACAUUCACAGCUAAUACUGUAAAUAUUCAUGUACCAUGAAUUGAAAAAAAUUGCAUUAUGCUGGGCAAAUGGAAGCAUCUGAUGUUGUACCAAAACAACUUUUUGGAGUAUUAGGGACACCCAGAAAAUAAUUCAUGACAUUAACUCAUUUUUUUCGACAAUAAAGUCAUAACAUUUUGAGGGGGGGGGGAAUCAUCAUCUUAAGACAAAUUCAUCUUUUUAGGUAUUUUCAACAUGAUGUCGUUCAAAUCAUGACGUUAAUCUGAAAAGUAUAGAAAUGUUCCACUCGUAUCUUGUUUUCUAUUUUUCGGCAUUGGCCGUGGUCCCAAAACUCCUUUCGUCGUUUCGCUCGUUCAUAUCUUUUCACACGUAAACUAAAUGCCGCCUAGUCACAUAUUUCUCUUUGUUUCAUAUCGGCCUUUCAACACACAGAUAAAUACAGUCAACUUAUCACCAUUCACGGCACAAUACAACCAUACUGCCAAAUACUACACGGACAUUCUUGUCACAGUCAUCACAUCACAGCACCUCACUAGUGAAAGUACGCACAAUAACAAACGUGCUUAGGACAAAGCGCUAAUGUUUGCAAACAAGGGUUUCUCAAGGGACUGUAGUCAGAAAAUGUACCAAAAAAAUGUAGCAUUGUUUGUACCUAACCAAAAAUAAACAACAUUCAAUAAAUCACCAUAUGGUGAAUUUUUGAAUGAUUCGAAGAUGGUGUUAAAUUUCGAAAUUAUUCUAACAGAAUAUGUAAUAUCAUUUUGACAAAUAGACGUGUACUUUUUUAAUCAUCAAGUCCCCACAAAAAUCUGUCCGUCUGGGAAUUUUGCAUUGGGGCGAGUGAGUUAAUGCCCCUCCCAAACCAGCAGAUGGAGCUGUGGUGCGGGGGAGAAAAAAAAACCCUUUGACAUGCUUUUUACUUUUGCACAGGUUACUUUGAAAUGUUCUGCACAAUAUUUUCUAAUUUCCCAUCAAAUUCUUCGUUUUCCCAAGAUAAAGUAUUUUUUUAAGGAAUAUUUCCUAAAUUCCACAGCAACGUUUUUCGAUUAUCCAAUUACAGUCACACGUUUUAACUUAAAUUUUGCUACGUCACAGGAAGGCUCGUCUCCAUUUCAGGGCCAGUGACCUCUAACGUCGCAUGUAAGCUGCCCUUAAAAAAAGAUGCUUGCUAAGAGGAUCUCCCCGACCUCCUUCUCUGCUAAUCUCAUCUCAGUGUUCAUUUACACGCUCCGCCACGGAUACAUUCACACACUUCCACGUCCUACAGA
This is a messenger RNA of Hippocampus zosterae (dwarf seahorse), 3798 nucleotides long. It is a transcript of the gene fbxo25, whose product is annotated as F-box protein 25. The coding region runs from base 1034 to 2125 and encodes 363 amino acids. Gene Ontology annotation, cellular component: SCF ubiquitin ligase complex; cytoplasm; nucleus. The transcript has 12 exons. Gene Ontology annotation, biological process: protein ubiquitination. The record is from RefSeq and is a predicted model, not a curated record. Gene Ontology annotation, molecular function: protein binding. NCBI's taxonomy places the organism in Eukaryota, Metazoa, Chordata, Actinopteri, Syngnathiformes, Syngnathidae.